This is a messenger RNA of Aaosphaeria arxii CBS 175.79, 1785 nucleotides long. RefSeq lists its product as uncharacterized. The coding region runs from base 1 to 1785 and encodes 594 amino acids. The transcript is spliced from 2 exons. The record is from RefSeq and is a predicted model, not a curated record. NCBI's taxonomy places the organism in Eukaryota, Fungi, Ascomycota, Dothideomycetes, Pleosporales.
AUGACACAGGAAUGCGAGGUAUUGACGUUGCGGCUGAAGAUGGAAUAUGCGCGAUUCCAGGAUUGGGGUGACAUCACUUGUCUUGCCGACCAUGCUCAGCACGAUGAGUAUGAGAAGAUGAAAAUCAACCGACCCCUUGUUCUGGCUAUCCUAGGAGAAAUCAAAAUACUCCUGAAAGACUUGCGAAAAGUCAGCCUGCGUCAUACGGAGAGGAUUUUGGAUGGGACAGACUCGCACCGGUCGAGGAACACUGAAGGCAAUGAGGACACUUCUCCAACCAAGAUGGGGGAUUUGACCAUGACAAGAGGAAACUUGAUGACCAGUGCAGAUGUCAAUAAUGGCUCCAGCGACCAUAACGAUAACGAAGGGACGUCAUCUCCCAGUCGUACGGAAGACGAGGUGACCGAGGCCAUCAAAAGAUUCGGAGGCCUGUCUGAAGGAACUUCACAAGGACCAUGGGGGUCUAGAAGGUACCCCCGAGGUUUAAAUCACAUAAUAUGCAUUUCCAAAGGGCUGAAAGAUACUUGUGUCCAGCCGCGUCGAUGGGUCUGGGCAUUGAAGGACAAGAAGCUGGUGGAAGACCGAUUACAUCGGUUGAAGCAAUUGACAGAUUUUCUUCAUGAAACCGCGAGCGACAGUCAACGAGAGUGGCUCCGCCAGGCAGGUGAUCAAAUCACGAUGGGCAUGUUACAACUCACCAAGAGUAUCUCAGACAUAAACCAAUUCUUAAAGGCGCAGAACCAACACAAUGGCUCGAUGCCUACCUCGGAAACUCCAUUGGAGCGCAUUACCCGUUUCAGUAUUGUUGCCUCGAAGGCGUUAGAAUCCGUCAAUCAGCCGACGAAUCGCAUUCCCGACACCGAGAUCAUAAACCUAAAUACGGGGAUCGCCACUGAAGGCUCUGAGCGAGAAGUAUGCCAAUUCCAGGGUCAUCAUGCAUGGAUAGAAUGGAAGAGGUAUAGAGAGAUCUCCGUUGCAUUAGAUGGGGUUCAAGUGGAGACUCAGCCAGAUCCGUUUGUUGUGAGCAGCGUGGAACGAUUGGUCACGUUGCUGAAGAUUCCCAACCGACCGGAAGAGUUUUGCAUUCCGGAUUGCAAAGGCUACUUCGAAGUGAAAGGAGAAAAUCCUCGGUUCGGCCUCAUUUACUCGACUAAGGAAACCGGCGCGCCACAACCGUUGUCGUCACUAUUCGAGAAAGACCCACCAACACUGAAUGAGCGACUCAUGCUAGCGCAGAGAAUAACCGAAGGAUUGGGCUAUCUCCAUACCGUGAAUUGGCUACACAAAGGCAUUCGUAGUGCCAAUGUCCUUCUCGUUCGCAAUACGAAAGCUGAGCUUUGCAACGUAUACCUCAGUGGACUAGAGUACGCAAGGCUAGAUGAGGCUGGUUUGACAAAUACUGCCCCUGUCGAAGAUCACCAAUGGGGCGUUCUGGGGAUAGUUCUACUUGAGAUUGCGCAUUGGAAACAGGCCGACGAAUUACUUGGAUUCCAGUGCCAUACCCCAUCCGGCGGCAUGGUGGACGGUAAACCGAAGAAUCUCUCUGAUCUAAAGAUGGUCAGAGAUGUCUUGCUCAAGCGUCCAGAUGGGUCAUCGAACAUUGUCAAAUCUAUCAGGAAUACAAUGGGGGAUAAAUUCUAUGAAGUAGUCCAAACUUGUUUGAAGGGCAUGGAGGCACUUGGGCUCAACGACAACCUUGACCAGACCGACUCCGCCAUCGCAACACUGCUCCAACAAGCCUACCUUGAUCGAGUUGUGAAUUCUCUGAAAGGUAUUCGGGUCUAA